GUAUUCAGUCUAUUAGAAAAAGCUUGGUCUGGUUCCCCUGUGCAGUUUGCUUGGCAGAAAACGUUGGGAAAUUUCCUUGCUGUAACAGGAGGUGAUCGUGCUGUGAAAAUUUUUGAUCGACAUGGUCAGAAGAGAAAUGAAAUCAGCUUACCAGGUAACUGUGUUGCUAUGGACUGGGAUAAGGAUGGAGAUACUUUAGCAAUAAUCACAGACAAAUCUAGUGCCAUAUUCCUGUGGGAUGCGAACACAAACAAAACAAGUCAAGUAGACAGUGGCAUGAGGGAUGCAAUGUCUUUCUUACUAUGGUCUCGAGUUGGAACUUUACUUGCUGUUGGAACAACAAAGGGAAACUUACUUAUAUAUAACCGUCAGACUUCUCGCAAGAUUCCUGUUCUUGGUAAGCACACUAAGCGGAUUACUUGUGGUUGUUGGAGUACUGAAAACCUUCUGGCUCUAGGCGGCGAAGACAAAAUGAUUACUAUAAGCAAUCAGGAAGGGGAUACAAUAAGACAGACCUCGGUGAGCUCAGAUCCCAGUGAUAUGCAGUUCUCUGUUAUGAAGACUGAUGAAAGGAUAUCAACAAGGGAAAGCACAGUAAGUGUAGUGGUCGGCAAGAAGACUCUCUUUCUUUUUAAUUUGAAUGAUCCUGAUAACCCAAUUGAUCUGAAAUUUCAGCAGCCUUAUGGCAGUAUUGUAACCUACAGAUGGUAUGGCGAUGGCUACAUUAUGAUUGGUUUCUCACGAGGUUGUUUUGUAGUCAUCUCUACACACAUUCGUGAGAUAGGUCAAGAGAUCUUUCAAGCUCAUAAUCAUAAGGAUAAUCUAAGCAGCAUUGCUAUAUCACAGUCAUUAAACAAAGCUGCAUCAUGUGGAGACAACUGCAUUAAAAUCCAUGAUCUAUCAGACCUGAGAGACAUGUAUGCCAUAAUAAACUUGGAUGAUGAAAACAAAGGUUUAGAUCAGCUGGCUUGGACAGAUGAUGGACAGUUGUUGGCAGUAUCUACACGAAGGGGAUCCCUCCAUGUUUUCUUGACAAAGCUUCCAAUCCUUGGAGGUGCUUGCAGUACACGGAUUGCAUACCUCACUUCUCUUCUUGAAGUUACUAUAGAAAAUCAUGUGGAGAAAGAGCUACCAGUCACAGUCUCUGUUGAAGUAGAGCCCAGUUUUGUUGCUAUUGGUGUUUAUCAUUUGGCUGUAGGAAUGAAUAAUCGGGCUUGGUUUUAUGCACUUGGAGAGAAUAAUGUAAAAAAGCUUAAGGAUGUGGAGUACCUGGGGACAGUAGCAAGUAUGCACCUUAAUUCUGAUUAUGCCGCUGCUCUCUUUGAGGGUAAAGUCCAGUUGCAUAUGAUAGAAAGUGAAGGUUUGGGUGCUCAGGAAGAACGGGAAACUCGACUCUUCCCAGCAGAUGACGAUAAAUACCGAAUUUUGUGCCAUGCUUUAACUAGUGACUUCCUCAUAUAUGGUACAGAUACUGGAGUUAUCCAUUAUUUCUACAUUGAAGACUGGCAAUAUGUGAAUGAAUAUCGGCAUCCUGUCAGUGUGAGAAAAAUUUUUCCAGAUCCCAGUGGAACCCGAUUGGCUUUCAUAGAUGACAAAAGUGAUGGCUUUGUCUAUUGUCCAGUAAAUGAUAGAUUAUAUGAGAUUCCAAACUUCUCACCAACUAUUAAAGGAAUCCUGUGGGAAAACUGGCCAAUGGAUAAAGGUGUUUUUGUUGCUUUUGAUGAUGAUAAAGUGUACACUUAUGUUUUUCACAAGGAUGCCAUUCAAGGAUCAAAGAUUAUUUUGGCAGGUGGCACGGAAGUCCCCUUUUCCCAUAAACCUUUGUUGUUGUAUAAUGGAGAAUUAACUUGUCAGACUCAGAGUGGGAAAACAAACAAUAUCUAUCUAAGCACUCACAGUUUCCUUGGCAAUUUGAAAGACUUUGGACCUAAUGAACUGACACAAAUGCUUACUCAGACUUUAAUGUUGAAAAGGUUUUCUGAAGCGUGGGAGGUGUGCAGACUUCUGAAUGACCAGUCUGGUUGGAAUGAGCUGGCCAAAGCUUGCUUACAUCAUAUGGAGGUGGAUUUUGCAAUACGUGUUUAUCGGACAUUUGGUAAUGCUGGGAUGGUGAUGUCACUAGAGCAAAUAAAGGGAAUAGAAGACCACAACCUUUUAGCAGGACAUCUUGCCAUGUUUACUAGUGAUUUUAAUCUGGCUCAGGAUUUAUAUCUGGCAUCGUCCUAUCCUAUUGCUGCACUUGAGAUGCGGAAAGACUUGCAACACUGGGACAGCGCACUUCAGCUGGCUAAGCGUUUGGCCCCAGACCAAAUCCCUUUCAUAUCAAAGGAAUAUGCAGUGCAGCUUGAAUUCACGGGUGAUUAUAUUAACGCUCUGGCACAUUAUGAGAAGGGAAUCACUGGAAACAAUAAGUACCAGGAACACGAUGAAGCUUGCCUUGCUGGAGUGGCUCAAAUGUCCAUUCGAAUGGGAGAUAUCCGUCGAGGGGUAAACCAGGCCAUUAAACAUCCCAGUAGGUUACUAAAAAGAGACUGUGGAGCUAUUCUGGAGAGUAUGAAGCAAUUUUCAGAAGCUGCUCAGCUGUAUGAAAAGGGACAAUAUUAUGACAAGGCAGCAUCAGUAUAUAUCCGGUGUAAAAACUGGGCAAAGGUUGGUGAACUUCUUCCUCAUGUUUCAUCUCCAAAGAUUCACCUACAAUACGCAAAGGCCAAAGAAGCAGAUGGCAGGUACAAGGAAGCUGUGAUAGCUUAUGAGCAUGCAAAGCAAUGGGACAGUGUAAUUCGACUGUAUUUGGAUCACCUUAAUAAUCCUGAAAAGGCUGUUAAUAUUGUGAGGGAAACACAGUCUCUUGAUGGAGCAAAGAUGGUGGCCAGAUUCUUUCUGCAGCUUGGUGACUAUGGUUCUGCCAUCCAGUUCCUGGUCAUGUCCAAAUGCAAUAAUGAAGCUUUCACAUUAGCUCAACAGCACAACAAGAUGGAGAUUUAUGCUGAUAUUAUCAGUUCUGAAAGUACUACUAAUGAAGAUUAUCAGAGCAUUGCACUAUAUUUUGAAGGAGAAAAGAAACAUUUUCAGGCGGGAAAAUUUUUCUUGCUGUGUGGUCAAUAUGGACGGGCAUUAAAGCACUUUAUGAAAAGUCCAAGCACAGAAGAUAACUUGUCUAUAGAAAUGGCAAUUGAAACAGUGGGACGGGCAAAAGAUGAAGCCCUAACAAAUCAGCUGAUAGACUAUCUUAUGGGAGAGAGUGAUGGCAUGCCCAAGGAUGCCAAGUACCUAUUCCGCUUAUACAUGGCACUGAAGCAAUACAGAGAAGCUGCCAGAACUGCUAUAAUAAUUGCCAGGGAGGAGCAGUGUUCAGGAAACUACCGAAAUGCGCAUGAUGUUCUUUUCAGUAUGUAUUCAGAGUUAAAGACCCAUAAGAUAAAAAUUCCUUCUGAGAUGGCUACAAACCUGAUGAUCCUACACAGCUAUAUUUUAGUGAAGACUCAUGUGAAACGUGGUGAUCACGUGAAGGGAGCACGUAUGCUUAUACGCGUAGCCAACAACAUCAGCAAGUUCCCAUCACACAUUGUGCCAAUUUUGACAUCAGCUGUAAUCGAGUGUCACAGAGCAGGAUUGAAGAACUCAGCCUUCAGUUUUGCUGCUAUGCUGAUGAGGCCUGAGUAUCGUAGUAAAAUAGAUCUUAAAUACAAAAAGAAAAUUGAAGCAAUGGUCAGGCGUCCAGACACAACAGAGGCAGAGGAGCCAACAACCGCCUGUCCCUAUUGCGCGUUCCAGCUCCCAGAGUGCGAACUUCUGUGUCCCGGCUGCAAAAACAAUCUCCCGUACUGUAUUGCAACGGGUCGGCAUAUGGUACGAGACGACUGGACGGCCUGCCCACACUGUGACUUCCCUGCCCUCUAUUCAGAAUUCAAGAAGUAAGUGGUUUGGUUCUUUUUUUUUCUGCAGGAUUCCAAUGUUUAUUCUUCUUUUAGCAGCAAACGGCUUCACUUGGUACUAAAAAACAUGUAAUACCUGGGGGUGGAGGGUGGAAAAAGGAAUCUCCCUUACGCAGUAGUUCCAUCUCACACACGCACAGAACAUCCCUUCAAAGUGGACCAAAAACUAUGAUAAAGAAUGAACUCAGCCAGGGACGCGGGGCUCCAACAGCAGAGGCAGCUAUGAAGAUGGGUGGGGGGCUUCUGUCCUUCCAGGGAGAAAGCCCGUUACCAGGGCAAGGGGGAACACGGGCGCAGCAGCAGUCACCAAACCAAACCCAACCCGGGCAGUACUGGGACAGACAAAGGCAGCAAUUACCUCCUCUCCUCAGUAGUCAUCUGUGAGAGAACGGGACUAGAGAGCUCUCCUCAGAUGUCAGGAACGGUGAAGCUGCAGAAACUUCAUGUUCCAGCCUAAGCUCCUUCAUGUACGUUUUAACUCACAAAUUUUCCUCAUGCCCAUGUGAACAGCAGCAGCGUUCCUGUUGUGAUGUUAGUUCUCAAAUGUUAAAAAACAAAUAAACCAACCUUUGCUCUGCCAAGACAGAAGCAGCGGUUGCUCUGGCCUGUUAUACAGCGUAGGUCUCUGCUUCCUGCCCCAGGCCCAGCUGUUCCUUUGAAAACAUUAGAAUUAUCAUUUGACCAGUCACCCUUCUUUUCAAACAGCAUGUUACAGACUGAAAACAUGUGUCCAAUGUGUUCUGAAAGGAUUAACAUCAUUCAUCUUAAGAAAAUAAGUGAUUGCACACAAUACCUCAAACCAGAAGACGGGGAGCAGUAAAUUCAGGUAUGUGCUAGAGCCUGUAGUUUUUACUUAACAGGGUCAUUCUCGAGGACAGGGGGAGUGUUUCCCAGCAAGGGAAAUGCAGCAUUCCAGAAUCUAACUUACAGCCCGGCUGUGUGCCUCAGGUAACUGAGGCUCAGCUCUAUCCUCAGGCAUGCAAACAGCAGUAGGUUUUGCUACUCCAAGUAACACAGUGGUUAAACCAUUCCCAUUGUGAGGCUUUAAACCAGCUUACGUCUAGGAUCAUGAGGCUUUAAACAAGCUUACCUCUAGGAUCACAUUAUCCUCUACACCCUGUUCUAGUUUGGAGUCUGUUCCUGAACACCACUUGUGCUUUAGUAGCACAGAGAACAGGCUGAAGAUCUCAGCAUUGUCAAAUCCUUCUACAGAUCUACCAACAAGCACGUAAGCGUAGAAAGAGCGUGAUAUGCUAACUAGAAGGAGCAGAUCUAAAAUGGAGGUUACAUGGUCUUGGCUUAACAGAAUCUAAGAAUACGUCACAAGCAACUUAGUAUUGGCUUGAAAUACUCCUGUUUCAAAGGAGAAAACCACUGCUCGCUCUAUGCCACAGACUUCGAUCCAACACUUCGGUUCUGUUAAAGGAAUGGCAACUGAAAAUCAGUUAACAAAGUCCCUCCCUAAUUUGACAUUUGAAGGCAGAUUUACCAGUGCAAACACCUUAUGUGAAAGCUUUGACCUAUACAGUCUAAAUAACAUACGUACAAGUGAUAUUAUAAAAAUCACAUAUACCACAAUUUAGAGUUUGGGGUUUUUCUUCUGUCUGAGCAACCCCUGCAGGUUGCUGUCACAGUCUCUGUAGCUUGGGAUACAACUAACUGCCUCUCUCUAUUUUCAGAACUGCAGGUGUUGUCUGGCACGCAGCGAGGAAAGCUCUGUCACUACAUUACACAUCUUUUCCCCACUAGGAUCUCGUAACAACCACCAUGCCACUUCUAUUUUGUGACAGCCUGUAAAUACUUAGCUUUUGAUAAAUUUUGUACUUUGAUUUGUUAUAGUAAUAAAACUGAUUAUUGAUGAUUCUUACCAAGCAAAAUUUGCAUUUUAUCUGCACCAAAGACAAAACCAAGGGGCAUUCUGUGUUACGUGAGCAGUAAGAAAAAAAAAACCAAACCAAACCCUAGUAUUCUCUUCUCAACAUCAGUCCUGGACUUUCAUGACUAUUUGCUAUGACACAUUUCUUAAUCCCGAAAUAUUCCUUUCUGGUUUUGAUUAAAGAUACAACUUGUAAGCACAGGCUCCUCAAGCCAAGCUUGGAACUAAAUCCCUCACUGCUUUUCUGUGUCUUUAACUCAGCAAAAGGGAAGUUGUAGGAAAAGAAUAUAACCACAUCCUGUACAUGCAGGAAAGCCAGGCCCUUAGAAGAAAAGAGAGACAGAACGCUCCAUGAACUUAACCAGAAUUUUAGAAGAUUCCUGUGAAACUUUUUAUUGUACUUUUAUACACUGCUUACUUUCUAUAAUGUACAAAUACGCAGUUUAGGUUUGGGGGGUUGUUUUGUAUCAUGUACUAUUUACAAGAGUUCAGCACAUAAUAUUGGGGACUUAUUAAAAAAAAAAAAAAAAA
This is a messenger RNA of Egretta garzetta (little egret), 6342 nucleotides long. RefSeq names its product WD repeat domain 19 (gene WDR19). The coding region runs from base 169 to 3918 and encodes 1249 amino acids. The record is from RefSeq and is a predicted model, not a curated record. Lineage: Eukaryota; Metazoa; Chordata; Aves; Pelecaniformes; Ardeidae. Gene Ontology annotation, biological process: cilium assembly; intraciliary retrograde transport. Gene Ontology annotation, cellular component: cilium; intraciliary transport particle A. Gene Ontology annotation, molecular function: protein binding. The transcript has 34 exons.